Molecule: messenger RNA, 2420 nt
Organism: Wyeomyia smithii (pitcher-plant mosquito)
Lineage: Eukaryota; Metazoa; Arthropoda; Insecta; Diptera; Culicidae
Product: poly(ADP-ribose) glycohydrolase-like
Exons: 4
Coding region: 180-2363 (727 amino acids)
Biological process (GO): carbohydrate metabolic process; ATP generation from poly-ADP-D-ribose; nucleotide-sugar metabolic process
Cellular component (GO): nucleus; cytoplasm
Molecular function (GO): poly(ADP-ribose) glycohydrolase activity
Source: RefSeq, a predicted model, not a curated record
CGUUCCAAUGUUCCAUUAGGAAACAAAACAACAUAAUAUAUAUUUAGUGCGUUUCGUGUUGAUCCAUGUUGGAAUAUUUUUAUUUGGUACUUCCACCGUUAGGUAGUUAUUUUGCUAUUUAAUUUGAAACCCCAAUUGUUGACGAACGUCAUAAUUUAUUAGCUGUUAGGUUUUCCCUCAUGAAUUCUACUGAUGAGCCUCCAAGUGAAGAUGAAUCAUCUUCACCGGCGGCGGCUGCGGUGGAGGAACGCGCCUGGCGCGGUGUUCCAAUGGACAUAAUCUACCGAGGCUUAGAUCGCUUCGAGCUGCGUCAUUUUGCGGACAUACGACCAUCGGAGGAUCACACCGUACUUUACCACCUACCAAUCAAUCCGGAAGCAAGGGAACCACCAAAACCUCGGCGCUCCUACAACAAAUGGGACGCAGAUCAUGUGCGACUGCCGUGCUCACAUCGCAGCCAGUAUCCGGUGGAGCAGAGCGAUGGAAACACCACCCUGGAAUGCCGCUGGGAUUUGGUUCAAAACGCACUACUGCAACCGAUUCGUGACAGCCGACAGCUGGAGGCCGCAAUUCUGUCCUACAACACUAAGUAUGCCAGCUCGUGGAAGUUCAAAUCGCUGCACAAGCUGUUUGAGCAAGAGCUGGAGGAGGAAGAAAGUGCCGGAUUUUUCGAGUACACGCUGCCCAAAAUAAUUCAAUUAGCACUGUCCUUGCCGGAGCUGGUUCCCGGUGCAAUCCCUCUGCUGAAGCAGGGAUGUAAUAAAGCGGUUUCUCUUAGCCAGCAGCAGGUGGCCUGCCUACUGGCUAACGCAUUCCUGUGCACUUUUCCACGGCGAAACACUCAGAAAAAGAAGAGCGAAUACAGUCUGUUUCCGGAUAUCAACUUCAAUCGGUUGUUCCAGAGCCAAGGCAGGCAGGUAGUCGAAAAAAUCAAGUGCGUCUGUAACUACUUCAGGCGGGUUUGUACGCGAAUGCCGACCGGGGUGCUGACGUUCCAGCGAAGGUACAUGAGCCCGAAACAGUUUGUGGAUUGGAGCAAGUGUGAAGCGGUUGUUGCGCGGAGCGUUGUCCCGGUUCACGUUACCUCCGAGGGGACUAUUGAGGAUCAAGGAAGGGGACUGCUGCAGGUUGACUUUGCUAACAAAUAUUUGGGUGGAGGUGUGCUGGGGCACGGCUGUGUACAGGAGGAGAUCCGGUUUGUGAUCAAUCCAGAAUUACUGGUUUGUAGACUGUUCACGGAGGCAUUGAAACCACAGGAAGCUCUGGUGAUGAUGGGUUCCGAGCAAUUUUGCGAGUACAGCGGGUAUGCAUCGAGUUUCAACUUUGCUGGCGAUUUUCACGAUGAAACACCGCGGGAUGCCAGCGGUCGAAGGGAAUGCUACAUUGUGGCGAUUGAUGCGCUGCAUUUUGUGCAGAGCUCGCAUCAGUAUCGGGAGGAACUGUUGUUGAGAGAGCUUAAUAAAGCCUACAUUGGAUACUAUCAUCCGCUGUCAACACCGGCUCCCGGGGUUGCCACCGGCAACUGGGGUUGUGGUGCCUUUGGCGGGAAUGCUAACUUGAAGGCAGUUCUACAGCUAAUGGUUUGCUGCGUCCUGAACAGGCCUAUGGUUUACUAUACAUUCGGAAACCGAGAGCUGAGAGAUCAAAUUUAUGCUAUGUACACUUUUCUUGUGGACAACAAAGUCAAAAUCUGUGAAAUUUGGCGCUCGUUGAAAUCUUUCAGAGAGCACAAUCUUCCGGCGAGCAAACUGUACUCUUACUUCUACCAGGACUAUUAUGACAGAAAGAAAAAUAAAAAAUGCACCUUCGGUUUAAAGACUUCACCAAAAGUUAGGGAUAAACCAGUGGAACAACACACGACUGAACCCAGCCCGAACGGGGACCGCGAACUUCUGGAUGACGAAAGCCUGGCUAAUUUAAUGAGGGAUUUGGUGGACGAUGACGAUGCGCUAUCCGAUCAACCAUCGUCCUCCUCGGCUGCCGGUGAAUCGAAAGAUGAAACAGCAGCCAUAGUGACUCCUUCGCCGAAAAAAUCCGGUCGCAUGUCGUUAAUUGCGGAGCUAGAUCGAAGCUAUUACACUGUUGGGCCAGGUCCGGCAAAGAAGCUGUGCCCUUCGAUAUCACCACGGCCUCCUGCUGCUGGAAAUGAAGUACGAAUCCAAAUCGAAGACGAAGCGGAAAGCGUCGAAGGAAAGUCAUCGACCUUGGUAGUCGAAGAGCGCACGGUGGAAGGUGCCAUCCAGUUUGAGUCGGACGUUGGCGAGUUUGUCGAAGGUACACCGCCAGCGGAGACGAGAAAAAGUGUCACCGGAGGCUGUGGGAAGCAAAAAAUAUCGGACUAUUUCUCGAAGGUUGGUAAGUAGACUGUGAACUGUUGGGAUUGAAAUAUACAUCAAAACACAGUUACUGUUAUAAUGAGA